This is a messenger RNA of Chrysoperla carnea, 2100 nucleotides long. RefSeq lists its product as uncharacterized. Gene Ontology annotation, molecular function: protein binding. Lineage: Eukaryota; Metazoa; Arthropoda; Insecta; Neuroptera; Chrysopidae. The transcript has 7 exons. The record is from RefSeq and is a predicted model, not a curated record. The coding region runs from base 1 to 2100 and encodes 699 amino acids.
AUGACUGAUAUCAAAGUAACACGUAAGCAAAACGAUUUAAAAUUAUUAGCUGAUAUUUUUAAAAUUAUUAACCAACUAAAAAUGGAUGUGGACAACUCGAAUUUAAUAAAAACCUUAAUUAAGAUUGGUGAAUUAGCCGGGGAAAUAUCUUUCAACAACAAAGAUUGCGAAUGUAUUCGAAAUAAAUACGGAUACUUUCAAAGAGUUCAAGUUGAAAAGAAAUUAAAACAAGAAAGUGAUUCAAAAGUUCAAGAAACUCAAGUAAAAACUAAUACUACAGGAAUUGAUUUAAAAAAACUUUAUUACUUAAAGCAAACACUAUCAGCGCUAAGUGAUACUGAAGUGGAAUCAAUUUUCAUUGACAAUGAAGAAAAACAAAGAAUUAUCAAAAGGAAAACUGGACCAGCUAAAGAUUCUAAUAUUAAAAACAGUAUUUCUGACAGUAAAACCAUUACCAACUCUUUAGUUACUGAGAUAAUUAAGUCUAACAGUAUUUUAAUCAAUUUAAUCAUAUUACUGGCUAACACUUUGAAAUCUGAACAUAAAAAAAAUCGUGAAAAAUUAUGGAAAACGUUGAAUUUCAACUAUCAAAAAGUUGAUAGACAGUUAACAAAUACGUCAGAGACUUAUUCUGAAGAAAACGUGGAGAAAAUAAUCAAAGGUAUAAAAAAUUACUACGAAGAAAUCCAGAAAAAAUUCAUUAGAGAACAAAAUAACAACUGCCAGGAAGAUUUGAAAAAAUUUGAUGAAGAGUUGAAAAAUUUAGAUAUAAUCAAGACUUUAUCUGUAAAUGAUAAAGAAGCAAUAAUUAAUUUUGGCAACGAUUUGAGUGAAAAACGAGAAAAAGAUGCAUCUCAAGAUAUCAUCACCAAAAAACAAGAAUACGUUAUGGAUCAUAUUGUAUCAAUAAUCGGGCAAUGUCAAAGAGAUUUGGAUGAUGCUUACUACGAAUUGUUAAAGCUAAGUGAUAACAUAAUUUCACCAAGACCAACAAAAGUCUGUAUCGAAGCUAGUGUUUCUGCAAAAGUAGCAAGAUCAUCUGAAUUAGUUCAUGACGUAUUUAAUUUAAAUAGAGAAUCCGUUCUAAUGUACUAUUUGCUAGGAGGAUAUUACUUUGCUUUGCAUUUGUACGAUGAAACUAUUAAAUAUUACGAAGAGUGCUUAGAAAGUAUCAAAGAAGUCGAUAAAAAAGAAUUUGAUUUAUUGCAAUAUUUAGUUUGUACGGAUGAAACAACAUGUUAUAAAAAUGAUGGUGCAAAUUCUUUAGCAUUUGCUUGUCAGUAUUUCGGAAUAUGUAAUGUAUCAGAAAAAGAACCAGAAAAUAUUGUAAAAUAUUUAAAAAAGGGAUUAGAUGUUAUUACAAAACAAUUCAGAGUAGACACUAAUAAUCGAGAAAAAUACAUGCUUUGUAAUAAACCAGAAGAUGCAGUUGAAAGCUUUAAUAAAUCAAUAAGUUAUAUUGAACAAAUUGAAUACGAUUCAAAUAUAGAAUUUCUGCAAAAAUAUAAAAUUUUCACGAUGCUAGAUAGAGAUGAAUAUUCAUAUUAUUUAGCAGUGGCCUGUGUGGAUUAUAUUAGUAUUAAUAAUAAUGAAUUAAAAAUUGAGGAAGAAAGAUCUGUAAAAUAUUUAAGGCAAGGACUAGCUAUUUUAAAACAAUAUAAAGUUGCAAAUAAUGUCAAAGUAAAUGAUUUAAUUAUAAAUAUUUUAAUUAUUUUAAGUGAUGUACAUAUUUCUUUAGGAGACAAAUGUAAUUCAUGUAAUAAAUCCGGGGAUGCUUUGGAAAAUUAUAAACAAUCAAUUAAUUAUAUUCAACAAAUUAAACAGGAUCCGAAUUUAGACUAUAUGAAAGAAAUUAUGAUUUUUAUAAAUUUAGCUUCAUGUUUUGAUAAAAUAGGAGUUAUAAAACAGAAUUUAGAAUCCAUUCAACAAGCAUUAUCAUAUUAUGAUCAAGUUACUGAACUAAUAAAUGCUCAAAUAGAACUUUUAAAUAAAGGAACAAAUACAAAUGAUAAAAUUAGGGAAUUAGAAGAACAACUGCAGGACAAUGAAAUGAAAAAGCAAAACUGUAUACAAAUACAGUUAAAAAUUUCAAAAAGUUAG